AUGGCAGACGAGGAAAAGCACAAAAUCCUCUCCUCUACAGCUUCUCCUAUUAUCGAAGCAGACAACACCAUUCUUGCUGCAGAAAGCACUCUGCUUGAUCCACAUGGCUUCGAUCUAUUCCCUCAACCAGUACAGGGCGACGCACUCGACCCUCUCAACUGGACAUGGCUUCAGAAGCAUGUGAUACUAAGUAUCGUGAUGGCAUUAUACUUCUUAUUCACGUACAUCACAACGACAACCGUACCCUCCUUCCCUGCGCUGCAGACACAAUACGCCGCAUCCCUUGAACAGAUCAAUUGGACCGUCGCCAUUCCAGCGCUGGGUCUAGCUCUCGGUCCAUUAAUAUGCUCUUCSCCAGCUGAUAUCGUCGGACGGCGUCCAGUCUUUAUUAUGGGUACGGUUGUCGGUCUAGCUGCAACAAUCGGCGCCGCUCUCGCCCCUACAUACUCGGGCUACAUGGCUGCUCGUUUCUUCCAGGGCUUCGGUGUAUCUCCCGCUGCCACGGUCGGACUCGCCAUCAUCAACGAUAUCUUCUUCGAGCAUGAACGGGGUCAAAAGGUCGGACUUUGGGUACUUGCAAUCGAUCUAGGACUCCUCUUCGGCCCUCUCAUAGGAGGUUACGUGGAUCUGGCAGGAACCGCAUGGGUUCAGUGGCUCACGGCAAUCUUACUGGGGUUGGUAUUGAUCGCCGAGAUCUUCUUCCUGCCAGAAACGCUAUAUCCUCGAAAGACCAUGUUGGAGCGAUAUAAAAGAGCUGGGAUCACUUCUGAGAACGAAAAACGUACCCAGCCAUCGCACGGAGUUGAUGAAAUAAAACGUACGAAAAGCUUGGGAUUGGCAAACGUCAAGCCAGUGCCGGGGAUGAAACAUCCCAAGGUUUGGGACACACCAGUACGUUUCGUCAAGGCAUUCAAGUAUGCUGCGGUGCCAAUCGCCAUCUUUACAUACUGCUUUGGUUGGUAUUGGUGGAUUCUGUCGGUGAUCACACUCAUCCCGGUUGCGUACGCGACUUAUACGCCACAGACACAAGGAUUAUUUUCCAUCGGUCUGAUCGUAGGUACUUUGAUCUCCGAAAUCUUCUUCUCCGGCACUUUGAGCGACUGGUUGCUAGUCAAGCUCGCCUCGCGCCCUGGCACGACCAAGAAUGCGGAGAUGCGUAUUUGGCUUGUAUAUCCAGCAGCAAUCCUCACUGGCAUCGGCUUAAUCAUCUGGGGUAUCUCCAUAGAUCGCGACUACCACUGGAUUGUUGGUCAGGUGGCCUUCGCCUUCAUCGGCGCAGGCAUCCAAAUGGGCAACACAUCAGUUUGCGCUUACGUGGUCGAUGCCUACCCAAUGCAAAGUAUGUCGGUUGUGGUAUUCUACGCUGUCAUACUCAAUCUGUCGGCGUUUGUUGACCCGUUCUUCAUCAUUUACUGGCUUGAUGCAGCUGGCUUCACCUGGACAUUUGCGGGUCAUGCGAUCAUCACAGUGUUCUUCUGUAUACCUGUCUUCGCACUACUGCAGAUGUUCGGUGGACGUUUGAGAGCGAGCAGUGGUGAGCCGAGUUGGGUCAACCCGGAGUUCGAUCUAGAGAUAACGGGAGCAGAGCUAGAAACUCCAGAGGGCAGCUAA
This is a messenger RNA of Ramularia collo-cygni, 1611 nucleotides long. Its product is annotated as related to MFS transporter. Gene Ontology annotation, biological process: transmembrane transport. The record is from RefSeq and is a predicted model, not a curated record. Bases 1 to 1611 code for a protein of 536 amino acids. The transcript has 4 exons. Gene Ontology annotation, molecular function: transmembrane transporter activity. Lineage: Eukaryota; Fungi; Ascomycota; Dothideomycetes; Mycosphaerellales; Mycosphaerellaceae.